GCUUCUGUGAGGCUGCUGCCCUUACACCAAUUCCCUGUAUUCAUGGAAGGGUUUUUAUCUGAGGAAGGGCAGAGGCAGCGCUGCGGCAGCACAGCCUUCCGCGAGCCACAAAAAUGGUGGAAGGAACCAGGAAGCUCUGCCUUCACGCAUGAGUUGGGCGACUCUUCCAUCGCCGUAUCUCUACGCGCGUUUCUCCGCUCCCUUACUGCGCUCUCGCUUGUCCACCGCGUCCUAGAGCGGCUGCCCCACCACCCACGCCUCCGCUCUGGCCAAAAAGCCUCGGGCCUCUGUGGUGCGGGGCGCGCCAUGAGGUCGGUCAGCUACGUGCGGCGGGUGACGCUGGAGUUCGGCGGGAGCCUCUUCCCGCGCGCCGUGUGCCUGGGCGACGCCGACAACGACGCGGUAGGAGCGCGCGCGGGGCAGGCCCAAGCGCCGCCGCCGCCGCCGCCCCUCCUCAGCCCGGAGCCCCGCCAGCUCCAGUCGUGAGCGGCUCCUCAGUCUAAGCGGAGUGACUGAAGUGGGCAGAGAAAGUAAACAGCCGAGCGAGGCGAGAGCGGGGUUGGGAGGGAGCGGAGGAGGAGGCGCGCUGAGGAGCCUCCAGAACGGGCCGAGGGCUUCGUAAUGGGACGGGUUCAGACUGACACGCAGAGAAAGGGAAAAGAAUAAGAGCGCCUCAUCUGAAAUCCUAGGGAAAGUUAGAUGAGGUAUUACUGACACGAAUAGGAGUCGCCCAAAAUGCACCUGUUAUCCGAAUGAUUAAUAUACCAACUGAAUUUGUAAUUAGAAGUGUGUGUGUGUGUGUGUGUAUAUGUAUACAUACACACGCACUUUUAUAUAUGUAUAUAUAUAUAUAUAUAUAUAUAUAUAUACACACAUACACACACACACAUAUAUACACACACACACACACAUAUAUAUAUAUAUAUAUAUAUAUAUGUAUAUAUAUAUAUAUGAGAACCGCAGCAAUGUAAGAACUGGACAACAAACAAUGAUCAAGGAGCGCGGGAAACCACUUUGAUUACAUUGUAUAAAUUUGGAAUUAUUUUGAUUUUAAGUGGUAUCUACAAUUGGCAAAAAAUGUGGUAAUAUUGGGUAAACGUUGGGAAACGAAUAAAAAAGUAUUUUCAAAAAAGAAAGUAAACAGCCCCUCAGAGCGGCUUGUCCCAGAGUUUGAGGGAUGCCAAUGCUUUGCGUUUUCUUGUAAAACCUAAGGUAUCCUCCCUCAGGCUUCCUUCAGCCUGCAAUGCUAACAGCAGAUUAGUUGUGCUGCAGGACUUACAUAAACUCAGUGCCUGCAACUGGCAGUAUGAGAAUAGUCUUGAGGAGAGUACUUAUUAUUAUUACUGUAUAAUUAAUUAGAUUUAUAUACUGCCCUUCAUCACAAGAUCUCAGGGCGGUCCACAGGAUAAAAAUACAAGGUGAAACCACCAGUAAAUUGUUAAAACAAAAAAAAUACCCUUCCACAAACACAUUUAAAAGGCUGCAGAAUAUUAAUCAGCCGUAUUAAAAGAAAGAAAUACAAACACAAAUACAAUAUACAAAUUAACAUAUAACACUAACAAACAAUUUAAAACACUCCCACCAAUAAACAACCUGCACCCAAGUUAAAACCCAUUCCUUUAAAACUAUAAUUUGAUUACAAGGGUGCUGGCCCACACCCUCAUUCCACUCCCAAAGUGCCACCCCUAAAAGGACCAUUCUCUUUGCUGUUGCCGUUUCUUGGCAGCCCCACCAGGGCAGGCAGUUUCAGUAAACCUCAGACAGACCAGACUUAGGAAUACUGGCACCUAGUUUCUGCUUCUGCUGUUUAUUAGAAAGUGGUCAUGAAGUGGGGUCAUCCUAUGGAGAUCAUUUUGAUCACAAAAUUGGCUUGCAGGGAAAGGGUUCAUCGCCUUCUAUUUCAGCCCCAUUGUUCUUGUUUAUGUUAUAAAAUGCAAUAAAACUAUAUUAAAAACCAAAGGAGGGAAAUGCCUUCUUGUUAAUAUCAGUUCUUUUUCUUUCCAGCUAAAUGAGCUAGUGGUGGGAGACACUAGUGGAAAACUAUUCAUAUACAAGAGCGAUGAAAGCAAGCCUUGGAAUGUGCGCUUAUGUCAAGGAAUGGUAAGGAGAAAUAGAAGUUUAUAGUCCUCUGAAUUCUUCUACCUCUGGUGACCUUUGUGCAGUUUCUAAGUACCGUAUUUUUCGCUCUAUAGGACGCACUUUUACCCCUUCAAAAAUGAAGGGGAAAUGUGUGUGAGUCCUAUGGAGCGAAGAAGCCGUAGCCCCGCGACCCUCUCCCGGCUGGAGAGGUGACGCGCGGCUAUGGCAGGAGCCUCUUUAGCCGCACACCACAUCUCCAGCCGGGAGAGCGCGCGCGCGGCUAAAGCAGCCCCCCGUGACCCUCUCCCGGCUGGAGAGGUGACGCGCGACUAUGGCAGGAGCCUCUUUAGCCGCUCGUCACCUCUCCAGCCGGGAGAGCGCGCGCACGGCUAAAGCAGCCCCCCGCGACCCUCUCCCAACUGGAGAGGUGACGCGCGACUAUGGCAGGAGCCUCUUUAGCCGCGCACCACCUCUCCAGCCGGGAGAGCGCGCGCAUGGCCAAAGCAGCCCCCCGCGACCCUCUCCCGGCUGGAGAGGUGACGCGCGACUAUGGCAGGAGCCUCUCCGCUGCGCGCCUUUCCCUGCUCCCCGACUUGCUCUUUGGGCCUGGUGGUGGGCUUCCCCCUGCCAGCCCCAAAGAGCGGGUCGAAAGGAACCUGAAGCCUGGAGAGCGAGAGGGGUCGGUGUGCGCCUGAAGGCGACUGAACGCACCUUAAACGGCACCUUGUUUUAGAGGGGGAAAACGAGGGGGACAAUUCUCCCCCUCUCUGCGCAGCGCCUCCUGCCGCUUCGCUGAAGGGGCGCUGGGCAGAGAGGGGGAGAUUUUUUUUUUCUUGUUUUCCCCCCUCUAAAACAAGGUGCGUCCUAUUGUCCGGUGCGUCCUAUAGAGCGAAAAAUACGGUAGAUGCCAUACAUAGGCUGAUAGAUAGAAUCAAAGAAUUUUUGAGAGUUGCAAGGGACCCUAAGGAUCAUCUAGUCCAGCCUCCUGCAAUGCAGGAAUCAUAGCUAAACAAUCCCUUGCAGAUGGUCAUCUAACCUGUUUAAAAUCCUCUAAUGAAAGAGAGUCCACCACACUUGAGGCAGUCCACAGACACCAACAAACUCAAGUCCAGCUUUUUUCAGAUUAAAGUUCUGAAUUACCACAACAGUUUAUAGCGAUUUUAUCUAACUCCUUUUUCCUGGUUCCCCCCCCUCUCGCUAGUUCAUAGGGCAUGUUACAAAGCUAUUAUCGUCACUCAAAAGAAACCAAACAAUUUCUGCCAAGGUUGUGUGAAUAAAGGUUUCAGAAAGUCAUCUCUUGGAUUUCUAUAUAAGGGGCAGGCUAACAGAUAAUGUGUGAUGUCUCCCUCCUGAAAUUGACCACAAAUACAAUGACUGACUGCAUAUGGUGGGCAUGACUUGGAGACACAGCCCAAAAAUAGCAUUUUUAAAGGAAACUGGUGAGAGUUUGGUCACAUAACUAGUCCCAAAAUGCUUUGUUCUCAAGAGUGGAUACCAAGGGAAACAUUUGGUGUUUCUAAUUAGUGUUAGAUCCCUUCCGGAUCCUAUUCAGAACAGUCAGUCUCUUAGUUGACACUUAUUCAAGAUAAAAGCAGGGCUCAGCUCUGGAAAAUAAUAGUUCAAAACAUAUUUCCAGAGUAGGCAUAGGCAUUGAUGCUGCCUCUCUACUCAUAAUUAGACAGGUAUUUACACCGUAAACCAUUUCCUAAAUCUAGAGAAGCUCCUAAAAUGGUUUGAAUUCCUGCUUGCCGUUCAGAUUCUGUUUUCAUUAUUCCACUGGGUUUCUUCACUGCCCAGUUAUGAAUGACCACCUGUAGAACAACUGGGGACCUCUUUCUAGAAGAGUCAUCAUAGGAAUUUGGACUUUCCCUCUCAUUCACUACCUUUCCAAGUGUUUUUUAUUAAUCCAUCAUUUGCUGCCUUUCCCUCUCAUCUGCGCUGUAGAGCAGGAAACUUGGAGUGCCAAACUGAAGCCUCCAGAGUCCAUUGAAAGACAUGAGAUUGGGGCUUGAAUGAUUAGAUUAGGUGAUGGGCCGAGAACAAUUCAUUGGAAGGUAGCAAGUGAUUUAUCAGCAUAUUUAUCCACCAUCAGUAGCCGUGGGUCUGAAGGGGUUAAGUUGAGUAUGGAAAGUGACUCCUCCAAGGCCAUCUCUUGAGCAUUCAUAUUGGUGUAAAAACAGGUUUCUCAGUUCAAGUUUCAAUCUUGAUAGAUGCCAUUUAAUUGUUUUGUUACUGGAUCUGAUAGGGACUUAGCAAACUCCAGCCUGUCUCCAUUUUGAUGUACCUUCAGACCAUCCCUAACUUGAGUUUAGGAAGGUUUUUGACAAAGUCCCCCUUGAUAUUCUUGCAGAGAAAUGCUGGUUAGACAGUGUUACCAUUAGGUGGAUUUGUAGCUGAUUGACUGACUGUCCCAAAGAGGAUUUCCAGGUAAAAAUGGCAGAGAGUAAGGCCGCUUGUCCUUGAGCUCCAUUAGAAUUUAGUGCUUAUAGUUUUAUUUAUUUGCAUUUAUUAUCUGUCUUUACCCCCUUUCCCUUCUUGUUAGUUAAGGAUUUUUAAACUGAAAAGUGUUAUACUUAUUUUUUAAAAAUUCUUUCUUUCUUCCAGCUUACUUGUGUUGGUGUUGGGGAUGUAUGUAAUAAAGGAAAGGUAAAAAAAUAUUCACAGCUUGUAUUUAUGUGCUAUUUCUUUGCUGAUAUACUACUAAAUAACCUCAAACUCUUCCUGCAAUUCUGGGAGAGAAGAAGGAUAAUGAGUUCCUCAACAUUGGGCUCAAACAUUGAACAAGUCGGCCUCUGUCAAAUGGCAAGAAAAGUGAUAUAUUUCAUAUUGUUGUGAAAAUGUUGGGAAUAAACACUGAAAUCUUAUGUACAUUUCCAUAGAAAUACAGUAUUGGGAAUUACUUCCCCAUAACAAUGCUGAACCUUAGAAUGAGACUGAAAUAAGGGUUGCAUAUUGAUGAUAAUUAAUUUAUAGCCCACCUUUUUCCCUGACAGGGACUCAAGGUGACACAGAAAAUAAGAACAGCUAAAAGCAAAGAAAAAUCCCAACCAUUAAAACACACACACACACACACACACACACACACAGCCAUGAGAUUUGUUAAAAACAUAAUUACAAUAAGAACAGCACAGCAACAACCUCUUCAUUAAAAACAAUCAGUUCUGUUGGGGAUUUGAUAUAAGAUACACACACAGUGGAAGUGUUCACAGUACCAGUCACCACACAAAAACAGAGCAAGGUUCAAAUCUUUUACUAUUGUAGAAGUACCGUAUUUUUCGCUCUAUAGGACGCACUCUUUCGCCUCCAAAAAUUAAAGGGAAAUGUGUGUGCGUCCUAUGUAGUGAAUGCAGGAUCCUUGGCUUCAGCAAUAGCAAAGCACUGAGGGAGCGCUCCCUUCACGCUCCGCAGGCUUCGGGUUCCUUUUGCUGAAGCUGGGAGAGCGCAGCGCGAGUUCCCGCUACGCUUCGCAGGCUUUGGGUUCCUUUCGCUGAAGCCGGGAGAGUCUUGCUCUCCUGGCUUCAGCAAAAGGAACCCGAAGCCUGCAGAGCACAGCGGGAACUCGUGCUGCGCUCCACAGGCUUCAGGGAUAGCCAGACUCUCCUGGCUUCAGCAGAGAGGGAGAGCUGCGCAGCGCCCCUUCAGCCAAGCAGGAGGAGAAAUGGAAGGGGCUCCCUUUCUCCUGCCACUUUGCUGAAAGGGCGCUGAGCAGAGAGGGGGAGAAUUUAUUUUUUCUUGUUCUCCCCCUCUAAAACAAGGUGUGUCCUAUGGUCCGGUGCGUCCUAUAGAGCGAAAAAUACGGUAAUAUGUUCAGCAAAUAGCUCUGGACAAAGCUAUACAUGGAAAAGUUGGAGGCUUUUCAGAUACAGAUAUUUACUGAUACAUACAGAUAUAGAAUAUCACUGUUGCUCUAACCCACACCCACUAAACAAGACAGACUGAACAGUACAACUAGAUGACAUACAUCAGUCACAGAUAAAGUCAGGGCUCUGAGCCGUUACUACAGCAACUGGCUCAUUUGACCUUGCAUCUAUGAUUACCUCACCCAAAGGGUGAUUUAUUCUCAUGAAAGGGAUUAGCUCCUUCCAACGUCCAGCUACUCACAACAGUUCUCAGAAGGCUGUUGGAAUAAGAAGGUCUUCAGUUGGCCUUCGGUUGAAGGCCAACAAGAAGGGAGCCAAUUAACUUCUCUAGGGAGGGAGUUCUAAGGUCUGGGAGCAGCCAAAGCAGAUACGGCAUUAUAUAAAUAACAAGGCACUUUAGAAGAUGAGUGCCGUUCUUGAGGGUCUUAUAAUUUAGAAAAUAGACACAAAGGAGUUGGCCCAGAAAGGGGGGAGAAAUGUAGGCAGGGUAGAAAAAGGGGAAAAGGCAAUUAUGUCAGUUAAAUUAAUUGCAGUAGGGAAUGGGGAUGAGGAAGCUGUUCCAGUGGUGGAGUUAGAGGGGGAACUUGGAGGAAGUGAGAGGUGAGGCAGUUUGAAGCAUAGGGAAGAAAGGAUGGGGUGGUGGUGCGGGAGCAGGAGAGCUUUGGAUGACUGAGUGUGUUGGAGCAGAAUGAGCAGCCCUGUGGUUUUAAGGGCAGAUUAUAAUUUUUUUAUGAAACAAGAGACUACUAAAGCAUAGGCAAAAUUCUAUACAUGCUUUGUCACUGAUAAACUUGGAAGGGAAUUGUGUAUAGUAAAUAUGCAAUAAAUAUUUUCCGCUUUAAUGAUGACUGUUUUAUGUUUUCAUUUUGUGUCUUUUUAUAUUGCUGUUUUACUGGUUCUAGGUUGUGUUUUUGUUAUUUUUAGACUGUACACUUCUUGGAGAUACUUAAAAUAUUAAGUGGUAUGUUAAUGCCUGUGAAUGAAUACAUAAAUAAGCACUAUUACCUGGAAGGUUGAAACUUAAAGCCUGUCCACAAUUAGGUCUUGCUGUUGCUCUGCCGCCUAAUUUGAUGUUGCCUUUUUAUUUUUUGAUUGUAUUUUAACAUUUUUAUUGUAAGCAGUCCAGAGAACUCCAGUUAUGGGGUGUCAUUAAAAAUUAUUAAUAAAUUUGUUCUCUGUCACUGUCAGUGGGGUUGCCCAAUCCCUUUUUAAUGCAUGGAGCUUAUCGUUAUGAGUGUCAGUUGCCUCAUUGCUCAUGCUAUCCUCUCUUUCUUACCACCUCUUACUUAUCCAUACAUUUCUCUGUCAGAAUGUGGUUGUUGCUGUGAGUGCUGAAGGGUGGUUUCAUCUCUUUGAUCUCACUCCGUCCACCAAGCACCUUGAUGCCUCAGGCCACCAUGAACUCCCAACAGCAGAAGACCAGAAGCUUGGAUUCAAGCAGCACAUUCCUGCCAACACCAAAGUUAUGCUGAUUAGUGACAUUGGUGAGCAAUGGCAACAUGCAGUACAAGGGCUUCAUAGAGCAUAGGAAAUUCAGUGUGAGUGGGUGGGAAAAGUGACACAAGCCAAUGAGGAAGCAGAAGAAAAACCCCCAAAGAACUUCUCUGUCUUUCUGAAGUCGUGAGUGUUCUUCUGCAACUUGAGACAGAGAAAGAACAUAAGACCAAAUCUCAGCCAGCAGAAAUAAUAAUGCAAAUUAAGCACUUGUACUAGGGGUUUUUAAGGAAAGAUUUAUUUUAUUUUUAGUUGAAAUGGCAGUGAGGGCUCCCCCCCCCCACCAGUGUUGCAGUCAUGAUCAGACCAUCCCUUAAAACUAGAAAAGUUUGACUGUGGCUCCCCAGUGUUUUAAACUGUUAGAGAGGUCCUUCAGCUCAUUUAUGAGUAAAUCAUAGAUAGCUAAGAUGCUAUGGUUUAGGCCUGUAAGAUUUAAGGAGCAGAUUUCAUGAAAGUGGCUGGUAUUCAGCAGCUGAGUGAGAGCUAUCCACCUACUGGUGAGUUGUUGGUGUCUACCCUUUAAAAGGUACCAAAGGAGAAAACAGCAGGAUCUCAUUUCCCACUCCCACCUUUUAUUUUCUCGGUCUCUCUCCACCCCACCCCCCUUAUCCACAUAUGCACAUUGCGGCGUUCUGCCAACACACAAACCUUAAGCUGUAUUUUGCUUUCUGCAGAUGGAGAUGGGAAGAGUGAAUUGGUGGUGGGAUAUACAGACCGUGUGGUGCGAGCCUUUCGCUGGGAAGACACAUCUGAGAGUUCAGAGAAUAUCACGGGACAGUUGGUGCUACUCAAAAAGUGGUUGCUGGAGGGACAGGUAGGCUUUUGAAAAUCAGUUUUAUCCAAGAGUGCCUUUGCCCAGGAAGGGGCCAUUUACAAUUGGCCUAUAGUUCAAGUCUUUAGGAUCUAAUGAGGCUUUCUUAAGGAAUGGGCUCCUGCCUCUUUCAGACACCUUGGGACCAUCCUUUUAGAAAAGCAUUCAUUACCUCCUUGGUCCAGUGCUGUGGAGGGAGUAGAAACCAGACUGGACAGGACUGGAGGAGAGAGAGUUGAGAGAGCAGGUGUGAGCAGCAUGCUGCAGGAGUUGGAAGCUGAAAGGUAGCAAGAAGGGAAAUGGGGUGGUACUUGGAGAAGAAAGAUGGGUUAUGGGGUGGCUUUUUUGAAAAUAGGGGAGACAGUGACAUGUUUAAAUGCAUGGUAGUCAGCUCAUUCAGCAAAGGCAAGUGGUGGUUUAACCAGUUACUUGGGUUCCAUUUCCUCUCUCUUGGCUAAAAUAGGUGGAUAGCCUAUCUGUAAAUCCAGGCUCAGACUGUUCUCCUGAGAUGAUGGUGUCCCAGCCUGGGUGUGGUUAUGCAGUCUUACUGUGUACUUGGAAAACAGAGCAGCAGUCUCCGACAGAGAGGAUAGACAGUUCAGCAGCUAGCAGGUGAGACUACUGGAAUCCAAUGGGGCAGAGCAAGACAGUCUAACCAUCUCUAUUUAUAUUAUGGAGCUGCAGGAACACCUUCAUGAUUAAAAUGGCUUGGAGCAGUAUCCAGCUAAACAGUUCUGCUAAUGCAAGCACUUUGGACUGCACAGGGGAACUUCCUCUCCCCUGCUCUCCCCACAUUUCCCCUCAGUUAUGUUCUGGAUUCCUCCCAACUUUCUGGAACAGAUCGGGGAAGGCAUGCAGGGAGAGGAGGGGGCGGGAAGUUGUGUAGUGCAUAUUUUUUUAAAAAAAUAUAUGCUUGAGCUAACAGAACUGUUUAGCUGAAUGCCUCCUUUGGGUUUAUUUAGUGUUCUGUUACAAAGCCUGAACAUUUUUUUUGCCAUCAAAAUCAUGACUAUAUGGCUAUGUAUUAUUCAGUCAGUUAGAAGUUUGAUAGGAAUAUCUACUUCUGGGGAUUCCCCUGUUUCACUUUUUACGAGUGUUUGCCAAACUAAAUAAACUUUCCAUAUUGCUGUGUUUUAAAUUUAAGCAUGGGACCCAGGUGCGAGAAUUUUGGAAGCGGAAGGAAUAAAAUGGUAGGCAACGUUAGGCCCAGACAGACAUCAGUUGGCCAUAAUUACUGGCAUAGUUACUGAUAGCACCCACCAUGCUAGGAGAGACAUACAUAGGACCAUGUCUCCUUAUAGCAUACCAGGAGGUGAGGUUAGCCAGGGAGCGAGGUACUGUGCCUCCAACGUUAUUCAUGUCCAUCUUCAUUCCAUGGAGCCAUGAAGCUACAAGUGAAUCCUCGCAGGAAACACCAGGCAGCUUGGUAUUCCAGAAGGAGCAUUUCUGUGCGGUGGCAAUGAACGAGGAGGUGUUUUAUUCCUGCUUGGCCAGCCAGUCUGGAGAGUGGAAGAUGACAAUUCUCCCGACAAGGAUCUACAUGUGACCCUGCACGUCCAGUCAGAGGAGAGGAGGCAUCCCAGUGUUAAGGCUGUCCUCCAGGAGACUGGGAAUAGAAAUUCACAAUACAGUGGUACCUCGGGUUACAUACGCUUCAGGUUACAGACGCUUCAGGUUACAGACUCCGCUAACCCAGAAAUAGUACCUCAGGUUAAGAACUUUGCUUCAGGAUGAGAACAGAAAUCAUGCGGCGGCGGCACGGCGGCAGCAGGAGGCCCCAUUAGCUAAAGUGGUGCUUCAGGUUAAGUUUCAGGUUAAGAACGGACCUCCGGAACGAAUUAAGUACUUAACCUGAGGUACCACUUUAAGAAUUUCCUUUCAUUCCAGGAUGAUGAGGAACCAUUUGUGAGCACUCAUUGGGUUUGGUCAGUCAACUAGCUACAAAUCCACCUAACAGUUACUUCGUCUAACCCACAUUUUACCAGCUUCUUCGCAAGAAGAUCAUGGGGGACUUUGUCAAAAGCCUUACUGAAAUCAAGAUACUCUAAAUCCACAGCAUUCCUCGGAUCCACCAAGCUUGUAACUCUGUCAAAAAAAGAAAAGAAAGGAGAUUCAUCUGACAUAACUUGUUUUUGAGAAACCCAUGCUGGGUCUUAGUAAUCACAGCAUCCUUUUCUAAGUUCUCACAGACUGACUGUUUAAUUAUCUGUUCUAGGACCUUUCCUGGUAUCAAUGUCAGGCUGACUGGUUGGUAGUUAUCUGGGUCUUCUUUUUCCCCUUUUUGAAGAAGGGGACAACAUUUGCCUGCUUCCAGUCUGCAGGAACGCCACCAUUUCUCCAAGAAUUCUCAAAGAUUAUAGACAGAGACUUUGAGAUUACAUCCAUAAGCUCCAUUAGUACCUUGGGUUAACAAAGAUAUAAGCAUCAGAACAGGUGGCAUAAUGUUUUAGGGGUCUUCGCCUGCUGAUGCAGUGAAGAAGUAGAGGGCAGCUUGGAGCUGCUUAUUCUCAAUGCUUUUUCAAAGCUCAGUGAUAGAUGAACAUCAGCACAAAAGUUUGCUAACCUAGCACUUAUAUUUUGGGGAUUUGGUAGAAAGAAGGUUAUCAUACCUGUAACCCAGGGAAAGAAUUCUGUGUCUCUGCUAAGACUUGCCACUCAUCCACUUUAAAUGUUAUUUCUGUUUACCCAACUACCCCUUUACAGAUAUGCAGGAGAUCCACAUUUUGACAAGAGUCACUUAACAACAUCAAAUCUAGUUAAGAGUAUGAGACUCCAAGAUGUUACUGCUAUCACAACCAGAUAUCCCUUCAGGCUUUGCUUUAUUCUAGGGAAGCUCCAGUUCGGGAUGUCAUUCUCCAUCAGACAUCAGGUAGAAUUCACAACAAGAAUGUUUCCACUCACCUCAUUGGCAGCAUUGGCAGAGGUAAGUGGAAGAAAUUCUGGCCUUGGUAAAAAUGAGGAAAUAGAGUGGAUUUGUGUGGAGAAGAGUUCAAGGCUGCAUGGUCUAGUUAGGUUCCAUCUUUGCACCUAAGGCAGGUUGCUCACCUAGAACUUUUCUGUGCAGCUGCUGUUCCUCUAUCCAAACCUGCUCUCACACAGACAUACUUUUGUUCUACUGGAUUCUCAUUCUAACCCCUGCACAGUUGCAGCCUCAUUCCUCCUGUGACUAGCACUCCUUCUCCUCUCAACUUUGGCCCAGUGAAGUCAGCAUGUCACAGGGUGAAAACGGAUUGUAGAGAGGCUGACUUAAAAUUUACAUAGCACUCUUGAAAUGUUCAGAGCACUUCACUUACAGUAUUUUGCUUCCACCACAUCUUUUACUCAAUCUAAACAACUAAUGUAGCACCUUCCUCAAUUAGUUUUCAUAAGUGGGUAGAAAGAGGCUCCUGUUUCCUCAGAGAUGGGGUAGAGUGGGGGAUUUUCCAGGCUUUCGACUCAGUAAAAAUACAAGAGUUCUAUCAUACAUUUUCUGCUUUGUAAUUUUGAGGGAUGAAAACACUUAGAGAGGCAGUAAUCGAAACAAAAUGCUUCACUCGAAGGUCUGGCUCUGCUGCUUUCCCAACUUGGGUUCUGUCUUUGCAGGGACUUCCAAGAAGCACGCUGGCUCAGGUCUGUUUGCACUCUGCACCUUGGAUGGUAAGCGCUCUUGCUUUCCUAGAAAGGAAUCUCUACAAAGGAUUUGGGACCUGAGCUGAAAUAGCUUUCAUGGUUAAGAAACUUCAAAUUAGCAAUCAACCCCAAAACAGAAACUGUCUCAAAACAUUUUAAUUCUGGAGACUACUUAAGGUACUUCCAGAUUAUCACUAUUUUGCAGGAGAGUACAUGCCAGAAAUCUUGAUUUGCACAAUUUAAGUAGGUUAAAGGGCUCUGUUGCCCUAAUGCAACAAAUUAAUUAAAAAGAACAGGAAAGUGAUGGAGAAAUGCAUUGGAAAGUGUGGAAUAAACAAAUGAUUAACAAGAAGACAUGUAAAUAUCCCACAAACAAAACAGAAUGAUUUCUCAUUGUUGUGCAAGCACCCCAUAAACAAAUUGGAACGAACGUUCAAUAAAGACUGGAGAUAGUCUAACCACUAUAUAAGCUUCAUACAAGCAAAUCAGAGUGAAAGCCAGAUAAAUAGCUUGUCUGAAGGAGCCCUUAGAAAUAUUUCCUCUAGUGCAGGGGUCAGCAAACCUUUUCAGCAGGAGGCCAGUCCACUGUCCCUCAGACCUUGUGGGGGGCCAGGCUGUAUUUUGAAAAUAAUAAUCAUGAAUGAAUUCCUAUGCCCCACAAAUAACCCAGAGAUCCAUUUUAAAUAAAAGGACACAUUCUACUCAUGUAAAAACACCCUGAUUCCCAGACCAUCCGUGGGCUGGAUUUAGAAGGCGAUUGGGCCAGAUCCGGCCCCCGGGCCUUAGUUUGCCUACCCAUGCUCUAGUGCAACCAUCACAUCCAGGAAUAUUAGAAGGAAUAUAGACUGAAAAACUUAACAUCCCAGUUUGGAAGACAGCAUUUAAUUUCUAUCUAGCGUUUUAAUUUAUUUUGUCAAAGCUAUCUUGCACAUGCCAUACCGCUUAGAAUGAUUCUAUUGUGUGCAUUUUGAAAACUGUCAUCUUGGCUCACUGUUACUCUGAAAUAACAGCUAUGUUACUAAGGAAGGUUGAAGUCAAUUUGCUUCAAUUGUUUCAUCAUUCACAUGUCACAGUUAUCCUGCUUGAAGAUGAAGGAAAGAGAAUGGAUACAAUCUUGAGGCAACUGAAGAAUGCUCUGGAAAUAAAAGGCAAUGCCUAUGUAGCAUUAUUGCCUCAUUCUAGGUCAGGGGUGAGGAACCUUUUUCAGCCUGAAAGCUGCAUUGCCUCAUCAAUAAUCUAGGGGCCAGAGGCAAAAGCAGGUGGCGUGACAGGUGUUGUUAUAGGAACAAAAGUCCAAAACGCUGUCCCUCCCCGGCCAAUGACGAGGGACAAAGGGUAGAAAGGUAGAAAAGUUUAUUUCUAAGCAAAGGAUGCGCAAAACUUUUAUACAAUUGUAGCAAACACACAAACCACAGAAAUGUGUGAUCUCUUACAUUACUAUUGGCUUGGAAAGUGCAUGGACAAAGCAUGCUUAAGUCAGGUAUUUUUCUUCUUGGCUACAGGACAGUUUAUUAUUGACCCUUGAUUGAUCUCAGACCAGGCUAGGCAUAGCUGACCUUGCAGUUGCAACUGUAGGCAGAUCUUGUUGUCUAAGCAACUGUGGAACUGAGGAACUUUGUUUCUUUAUACUCACAGAGGUGGUAGCUUAGGCACUCUGAACAGUGAUGCUUAAUGAAUGUCUUAACACUUCAGCCCCUCCUGAUCUUCCCCUCAGGUAGACUGAACCUUGUCUAUCUAGGCAGUCCCUAACUGACAGCCACUUCACAAUCUGUUCACUCUAACAGAGAGCCACUAUCUAGAUUGCUCAGACAGAAAGUCCCUAGUUUAACCUAGGUCCUUGUCUAACCCACAGACAAUCCCUGGCUCCCCUCUCUGAGACAGCCCUUACUCAUCACUAUCUGACUGUUAACUGUCAGCUUUCAACUUAAAUUCCACCCUCUCUUUCUCUCAUGAUUAGCUGAUCUGCUCGCCAACCCCCACGGGUUGUUAGAUCACAAGGAGGCAGACCGAAGGCCUGUCCCUCAUAGACUGCUGUAGUUGUGGUAUCUAAAUCAGAAUGGAUGUGAGUGUUCUUAUCAGAAAAAUGUAUUGCAGAUUGGUCACAGUGAUCUACUGAAGGUUUACCUGGGCCAGAUUAUAAAAGGCCACUCAUCGCUUUGGAAAGCUGGCUGACAUUGUGCAGAAGUACACUUUGUAUAGAAUAGGUGUUCUGUCAUGAGCUCAACACCUGUGAUUGGUUGAAGGCAUCACAAGUCUUCUACAACCUGUGUUCUAGCCUUUUACCCAACUGUUUCCUUGCCUCUAUAGAUGAAUGAUUUCUAUGUUUUGGGUGAGGGUGCCCAGGUGAUCUUCCAUUUUCAGAGAGAGACAGAGGCCCAACAAGACCACCAGCCGUAUUGGGGAGGGGGGGAGGACAUCCAUUUGAGACUUAAGUAAAUCAUAAUGAUCUCCAAGGCAAACUAAACAUGAAAUCAAGUUCAUGUCAAGCCAAAUAUACUGAAAGACAUUGGAAUGGGAAUCUACUGCACCCAAAAUAAUGUUUCUAAUAUAAACUCUGUGGCACAGCAUAGGGAUGGAAGGAAAUUGUUGUCUUUUAUGCUAGUUUAGAACUCUGCUUAACUUUCUCUUUCCCCUGUAGGGACACUGAAACUGAUGGAGGGAGCUGACAAGCUACUGUGGUCAGUACAGGUUGACCACCAACUUUUUGCUCUAGAAAAACUGGAUGUUACUGUGAGUUCUGUUCUAGCUUGCAAUAACCAGGUCAUUUGCUUUUAGUAGUACAAAGUCAGACAAAUUCUCCAGGUUCACACUAUUGGCAUACCUCCUUUGGAGGAGAGAUUGCCACCACCCCUGCCAACGUAGGAAGAGCUUAUUUGAUCAGGUCAAUGUCCCAUCUGCUCCAACACCCUGUUCUCACAGGGGGACACCUGCAAGCAGGACCUGAGCACAAGAGGACUCUCCCCUCUUGUGGUUUCCAGCAACUGGGAUUCAGAAGCACUGCUGCCUCUGACUGUGGGACAGAGCACUGCCUCCAUCAUGUCUAGUAGCCAUUGAUAGACCUCCUCCAUGAUUUGUCUAAUCCUCUUUUAAAGCCAUCAUCGCAUCCUGUGGGAGAGAGUUUCAUACUUGAACUAUGAACUGUGUGAAGAAGUACUUUCUUUUAUUUAUGCUAAAUCUUUCAAUAUUGAAUUUCAUUAUAUGUCCACAGGUUCUAGUGUGAUGAGAGAGAGAAACUUUAUCUGCUUUAUCUACUGCUGUUCAUAAUUUUAUAAACCUCUGUCAUGUCACCUCCUACUUGUCUUUUCUCUAAACUAAAAAGUCCCAAAUGCUGCAACUUUUCCUCAUAGGGGACUUGGUCCAUCCUCUUCAUCACCACUAGAUGAGGUCCAUGAGUGGUACUAUGAAAUUAAUAUCUUUUUGUCCUGACAUGAAUCAUUUUGCACAUUUUGUAGUGAUUUGACUUCCUUUGUUUUACUAAUCCCAGUUUGUUUGACAACACCUACAACUCACCCAGAUUCCUGGGCACCACUCAAGAUUUAAGUUCAGGGUUUCUGCACCUCUGGUUGAUUCUAUGACACAAUCACUUAGGUAUCUAAUAAAUGUGCCUCUUUUUCAUGACUGGAACUCAUAUGUCUAUGUGAGAGUAGCUGAAGUCAUCCAUUACUACAAUUCCUCUUUUGGAUGCUUCCUUGAAUUCGUUCUUCCUCUCAGUAUGUCCUUGAGCAAUUUGAUCAGGGCAACAACAGAAUGUCCUCAGUACUAAAUUAUUUUUUGGGCCCAAUAUCACACCUGUGGAGGGGUCUGCAUUUUGUGGGAUUUCUAGCUUGUUGGACUCAAUGCCCUCUUUGACGUGCAGAGUGACACCACCUCUGGUAGGUCCUUCUAUGUCCUUCCUAUAAAGUUUAUAUCCAGAGAGAUAACUCUGUCCCACUGGUUCUCUUUGUUCCACCAGGUUUGUGUCAAGCCCACUAUAUCUAUGCUGUCCCCUAAGACCAAGCACCCCAGUUCUCCCAUCUUGGCUCAGAGGCUUCUGGCAUUAAACACAUGUAUACAGUCUCUCUCUUCAAGUGUCUUUGGCAGUUUUGUUUUGACUUGUGGUGUUUUGGCCUCUCUGACUUACUAUCCUGUGCCCCUGUGCUCAUGUCUAGAUCUAAGCCCUUUUAAAUUUUCACCGAUUUCAUAAUUUUAACCCCAGAGGUGGGAUUUGUUGCAAAUUGGACCCACUCAGCUGCCAGCUUUCUGGCUCCCACUUCGUUUUUCUUGCUACAUUCAGGGGAGAAGGAAGCAAGAUUGUUAUUAGGUGAAUGAGCAUCAGAGGCAGUUGUAUUGUUCUAAAGAAGAUGGUGCAAAGGAAGGUUGAAAGGAGGUAUUUUAGCAACUUGUACCUGGAGAACUUGUCUGAACAAGUAAUGCUUACAGGAAACAGAGAUUUCUGUUAUUCUGAUGGCUUGUGAGAAGACGAAUGUCUAAACUGAGAUUCUAUAUUCAUUUGUUUAUGAAUCUUACGUACCAAUUUUCCUUCAGAAAGUUCAGAGCAUCUUCAUAAAGCUCCAAGGAAUGACUCAUACACUCACUGAACAAGCUGAGUUACUUAGUUUUAACACUGUUAACAGCACAGUGUACUUCUGAAUCCAUUCCUUGGGCUCCUGUAAACUUUAGCCAGCAAAAGAGCUGGUUACAUGAAUAUCUGGUGUUGACCCAGGGAGCUAUAAAGUUGACUGUUCUAUUUCCACUCCCCAUAAUGUUUUGCGGCCACUAUAUCCUUUGGGAAUCUAUUUUUCUCUCAUGAACAACCCUGAGAUCUUAUGAUGAAGGGCGGUAUAUAAGCCUAAUAUAUAAAAAAACCAGGAAUCUAGACUGGCUAUAUUCAUUAGGCUAGUUUCUUGUCUUGUUGCAUCAACCUCCUUUAUCUAAUGUUAGUGACAAGCUGGGGCCAGAUGAAAACAUGUAUGAGCAUUGCUCACAGAGGUUGAUGGGAUUUCUACCUACCACAGGGAACUUCUGCUAAUCAGAAAAUUUUGAACCCUUAGGGAAAUGGCCAUGAGGAGGUGAUUGCCUGCGCUUGGGAUGGACAGACGUACAUCAUAGACCACGGCCGCACUGUAGCUAGGUUCCAAGUAGAUGAAAAUGUGAGUGCCUUCUGUGCAGGUGAGCUGCUUUCCUAUCAGCAGAUCCACAGGCGUGGGAAAUUACUGAUUAUCGUAUGUGAUAAAGUGUUCCUACCCCAUUGGUAGAGCACUUUUUUCCUACAGAAGGUCCCAGCUUCAUUCCCUAUCAUCUCCAGUGAAGGGGUCUCAGGUAGUAGGACUUGGAAAGACCACUAAGACUUUGGGGAGUCACUGCAAGGUAGAGUAGACAUUACUGGGCUAGAUGAAUCAAUAGCCUGACUCGCUAUUAGGCAGCUUCGUAUUUUCAUGAGAAAAGCUUUCUGCUGGACUCUUCUACUUUCAGUCAGGUAGACAUAGCUCAGUGAUAGAGUUUCACAUCCAGCUUUCAUAAGAACAUAAGAAGAGCCCCUUUGGAUCAGACUAAAAGCCUAUCUAGUCCAGCACUGGCUUCUCUCAGUGGCCAACCAGAUACCUAUGGGGAGCCCACUACAGGAGCUCAGCAGCACUCUCCCUAGUUCAGCCUCUCGUAUUCCUUGUUAAAAAGGAUCUCCAGAGUUAGGAGGACUGAAAAGACACCUUCCAAGACCUUUGAGAGCUACUGCCAGUGAAAAUAGACAGUUGUAGGCUAGAUGAAUGCAAACUUCCAUCUAUGUGCCCAUUAGGCCUGGCAGAGCAUCCUAAUUUGUCCUGUGAGGCUUUUCCCCUUGCACUCUUUUUCUUCUUGUAGUUGUUAGACUGCUCCAUUUAGCAUAGCCAAGGGUCAGGCAUGACAGAAACUGUAGUCUAGCAAGGUCUCAGGACCUAAGGUUGGGAAAGACUGCUAUAGAUGAAAGGAAGGGAAUUUAUCUAGGGGUCUUAGUAGACCACAAGCUUAACAAGAGUCAUCCAUGUGAUACAGCAGCAAAAAAAUACAAUGCUAUUCUAGGCUACAUCAACAGAAGUAUGGUGUCCAGAUCAAGGGAGGUAAUGGUCCCACUCUAUUCUGCCUUGGUCAGACCACACCUGGAAUACCGUGUCCAAUUCUGGGCACCACAAUUUAAGAAGGAUGUUGACAAGCUGGAACGUGUGCAGAGGAAGGGAACCAAGAUGACCCAGGGUCUGGAAACCAAGCCUAACAAGGAACGAUUGAGGGAGUUGGGUAUGUUUAGCCUGGAAAAGAGGAGACUGAGAGGAGAUAGGAAUAGCCAUCUUCAAAUAUCUAAAGGGCUGUCCCAUGAAAAAUGGGCAAGCUUGUUUUCUUGUGCUCCAGAGGGUAGGGCCCAAAGCAAUGGAUUCAUGUUACAAGAAAGGAAGUUGGGAUGGAGAGGAUUUCAUUAUCUAAGAAGUGAUGCUCUAGAUUAGAUCUGCUGGAGAUAUGGAAUAUGCAAAAGGCUCUUCUGUAUCUCCUGCAGAUCUACCAUGAAGCCAGAGCCAAGGUGAAUACAUUGCUGGCAAGGCAUUUUUCAGCCAGACUGACACCAAAUAAUAUGAUCCUUCAACUCACAAGGAGAAUAAUCAAAUAAUGAAACACUGCUAAAUAAGUUUAUGAACACUCUACACAUCAAACACAGGCAUUUUGCUGUCUGCUAUUCAAGACUUAAUUAGGGAGUGUGGUGCAGUGGCAGGGUUUAAAAUAAAUUGUGGUAAAUCUGAACCAAAUAAUUAACUUUAAUGGAAAUCAACAUAUUAAGGCAUUGUAGAGGUUUAAAUCUGUGAAGUGCUUUUAGAGGCAUGUGGACAUGCACUUCACUGCAUCUCACACAAACCUCCUUAAUGAGAAUUAUGGGGAAUUGUUUGACUCAGUAAAAAGAGCUCUUAAGGUUUGGAGAGUGCUGAAUCUUAGCUGGGUGGUGCCUCAUCUCACUAAUGCGCUUCUGGAGUUCCCUCUCCUUUGAUGGCUCCUUUCACUUCUCUAGGUCUCUAUGCCUGCAAAGGAGGCUGCAAUAGCCCUUGUCUGGUAUACGUCAGUUUCAACCAAAAGAUCUACAUCUAUUGGGAUGUGCAGUUGGAGAGAAUGGAAUCUACCAGUUUGCUGAAGAUACUAGAGAGUAACUCUGAAUACAAAGAUCUCCUACUCCAGCUGGGUGUGGGUAUGUCCCAAGCCUCAUAUAACUUGAAGAUGGUGAAAGUGUUCCUUGUAAUAAAUAGGACAGAAAGAGAUGAAAGAAAGGGAAAAGAACCAAUAGCAGCAAAUUUAGAAUUGUACCCUAAAAUUACAAAAUUCUAUGAUUAUAUUUAUUCAAAGCAUUUAAAACACGUAUUAGUAACUCCCCCCCCUCCUGCUGUUUACAGACAUUUCAGUAUUUUUCAAAACCAGGCUAGUGGGCUAAAUUAACAAAGCAGACUGCAUAUGUAUUAUUAGUUCCCUGGUUGAAUAUUGAGCCAUCUACAUAUGGGUUAUGUUCCACUAGUCACCCAAGGCAGGGACAAAUGACUAUUAGGGUUAAUUAGGCUUCCUCAUUCCAAUUUUGGUCCCUGUCUUCAUCCGUUGUAGACAUGUCUCUUCCUCUAUCCUCCAUUCUGCCUUGGGCUCAGGGUGUUAUGUGUAGGUACAGAUUCAGAAGUUCUAGAGAUGGACAUGGAUUUGGAGAAGAGCCAUAGCACUGUGGUAGAACAUGCUUUGCAUGCAGAAUGUCCCUAAUUCAGUCCCUGGCAUCUCCAGGUGGGACUGGGAAUGGCCACUAUCUGAAGCACUGGAGAGCUGCUGCCAAUCAGUGCAGACAUUACUGGUCUGACUCUAGGCAGCUUCCUAGGUUUCGUCCCCUGAAAACAGGAACGCCUCUUUCUUCUAAACUGAGGACAGGUGUUGUCUGUACACUUAAAAACAUUUCUCUGCAGCUGAAAUAAAUGAAGCACAAUAAUUGCCUUGCUGGGAGCUCAGCAGUCUUUUUGUGAUACCAGUGAGCCAGAUGCCUCUAGGAAUUGAUGAAGCAGGGCACAAGGAAAUAGCUUUCCCCUGCUUUUUGUUCCAAACAUCUGGUUAUUCAGAGAACGUUGCCUCUGUGCACAGAUUUCAUGGGCAGCAAUCUAUGAAAUACCAAUUUUCCAUGAAGCUUUUAGAAAUGGAUGCCAAGACUGUUACUGAGCACACGGUGACCAUCAUAUCAUAGAACCAAUAUUGUGAAUAGAUUGAGCAUGCAUUUGGAUGUCCAGCAAAGAUCAGUGCUUGAAUUUGUUCACAAAAUAAAUUCUAGAUCAGUUGGCUGCAAAAAAGCCAGCUCUUGGAUGCAAGAUAAUCUUGUGAAUACAGCCUGAGAUUCCCACAAACCAAUGCCAUACUUCUGAAGGGCAGAAUAUGAAUUACAAGAGGUAAUUCCUACAUUCAUUUUUAUAUGUUAUUAUGUUGAUAGGAGAACCAGUCACAUACUGAUUCUUAAGUACCUUGCUAAGCCUCCAGUACUUCUCAUCAGUAUGUCUCUCUCUUUCUCUUUCUUUCAUAGCUGGAGAUGAUGUUUCUGCAGUCAAAGAUUUGAUUCGCAAGACACUCUACUUUCCAGAGGAGCAGCUAAAUAGCCCUUCUCAGUUCAUACCCACAGCUAGAUCCUCUUCCAGGUGCUAUCCUAUUUCCCAAGAAACCUUAUGAGCUGAUGACAUAUACUCACACAGUGAACAGCUCUUCUUCUCAUUCUGCUACCCCUCAUUUGUGCAAAUUAAGCACUGUUAAGAACCAGGACUCUGAAUGAAGGGGUUGGAGUAGCAGAAUGAAUCUUCAAGUGAAGCUGCUGACUGAAGUCAGCAUAAUAGGAAAUGCCCUUUUCAAUUUGUCUCAAGGUCCUCAUUUCUGUUGUUACUUUCUCAUCAGUCACUUUAUCUGCUGAAAACUUUAAUAAAGGUAAUUUUAAAAGAUCCAGGGG
This is a messenger RNA of Podarcis lilfordi (Lilford's wall lizard), 20794 nucleotides long. Lineage: Eukaryota; Metazoa; Chordata; Lepidosauria; Squamata; Lacertidae. The record is from the annotation of a GenBank genome assembly.